CUAAGAAAAUUAUAGUCAUUUGAAUUACUGUAGCGAGAGAGCUCAUGGCUACAAUGAAGCUGAAAAAAAAUGAUACUGACGAUAUGAAUUAGCUGAUGAUUUAGAUGGGGGAAAAGUCGAACCAAGGAGGCAGGCGAAUUUGAUAUAAUCCUACAGGAGGAAGGGCAGUUCGCUGAAACCCUGGUGUGUGUGCUGUGUGUGUGUGUUGGGUGUGUGUGUGUUCCAACGCACAAGUAAAAGCCAGAGAGCGGUGGAAGGCUUUGCUAAGCCGAUCAAGGCGGAAUUGUAGACUACAAAACGGGUUCCACGUCCGGUGUAAUACGCACAUUAUUGUGAUUGUGGGGGACGUGAAACAAGGAUGAUGCGCCUGGCCUGCUGCACUGUCCUGCUCUUCGUGCUCCGUCUCCUGGUGGGCCUGCCCUGGUUCCAAGUCCUCCCCUCCAUCCUCAUCUUCUACCUGGGCUCUGGAGGUUGGAAGUUCAUACACAUUUUUGCCAAGACCAUCGGCAGAGACGUACAUGCAGCGGGCGUCCUCAUCAAGGUGAAAUGGAACGUCAAGCGUCACCUGCGGGAACGAAAUACCCUCCCGAAGAUCUUUGCAGAGACCGUGCGUCGCCAUGGGGACAAGACAGCGCUCAUCUUUGAAGGCACCGGCGAGAAGUGGUCCUUCCGGCAGCUGGACGAGUACUCCAACCGCGUGGCCAACCUGCUGCUCCAGAGGGGCUUCGUGGAAGGGGAUGUGGUGGCUCUCUUCAUGGAGAGCCGAUCCCAGUACGUGGGCCUCUGGCUGGGCAUGGCCAAGAUUGGUGUGGAGGCGGCCCUGAUCAACUUCAACCUGAGGCUGGAGGCCUUGGUGCACUGUGUCACCAUUUCCAACGCCAAGGCUGUGGUGUUCGGCAGCGAGCUGACUAAGGCCAUGUGUGAGGUACACAGUUCCAUGGGGAAGACUGUGCAGAUGCUGUGUUCAGGGGACUGGGACCCCAAACAGGUUCCUGUGGGGACAGAGUGCCUGGAGCCUCUUCUGGAUGCUGCCCCCAUCCACCUGCCCAGCCGCCCAGACCGCUGCUUCACAGAUCGUCUGUUCUACAUCUACACAUCUGGGACUACUGGGAUGCCCAAAGCUGCCAUUGUGGUUCACAGCAGGUACUACCGCAUGGCAGCGUUGGUAUACUAUGGCUUCGGGAUGACGUCUGAUGACGUGCUGUACGAUUGCCUUCCACUCUACCACUCUGCAGGUAACAUAGUCGGAGUGGGGCAGUGCCUGAUCCAUGGCAUGACAGUGGUCAUCAAGAAGAAGUUCUCUGCCUCCCGGUUCUGGGAUGACUGUGCCAAGUACAACUGCACGAUUGUCCAGUACAUCGGGGAGAUCUGCCGGUACCUGUUGAACCAGCCAGUAAAGGACAUAGAGCGGCAACACCGGGUCCGCAUGGCGCUGGGUAACGGCCUGCGCCAGUCCAUCUGGGAGGAGUUCACCUCUCGCUUCAACGUGCCACAGAUAGCAGAGUUCUAUGGCGCCACAGAGUGCAACUGCAGCCUAGGCAACUUCGGCAACAUGACGGGAGCGUGCGGGUUCAACAGCCAGAUCCUCCCCUUCAUCUACCCCAUCAGACUGGUGAAGGUGGACGAAGAGACUAUGGAGCUCACUAGAGGGCCCGAUGGAGUCUGCAUCCCAUGCAAGCCCGGUGAGCCCGGCCAGUUGGUGGGUAGGAUAAUUCAGAAUGAUCCCCUGAGAAGGUUUGAUGGCUACGUGAAUGAAGGAGCCACCACCAAGAAGAUCGCUAACAACGUCUUCAAGAAGGGAGACAGCGCCUAUCUGUCAGGCGAUGUCCUCAUCAUGGACCAGUAUGGCUACAUGUACUUUAAGGACCGUACUGGGGACACGUUCCGCUGGAAGGGAGAGAACGUGUCGACCACGGAAGUGGAGGGGACGUUGAGUCGUCUAUUGGACAUGAAGGAUGUGGUGGUCUACGGAGUCGAGGUCCCAGGAGCCGAGGGGAAGGCUGGGAUGGCUGCCGUAGCAGAUCCAGAGAGGUCUACAGACCUGGAAAAGUUUGGGAAGGAUCUGGAGAAAGCCCUGCCGCCAUACGCACGACCCGUCUUCCUACGCUUCCUCAACGAGGUCAACAAGACAGGCACCUAUAAGUUCCAGAAGACAGAGAUGCGGAGGGAGGGUUUUGACCCAAGCAGCACGUCAAACAAACUGUACUUCCUUGACCCCAGCAGGGGGCGCUAUGUGGAGCUGCACCAGGAGCUCUACAGCAGCAUCAUCUCAGGGAAGCAGAAACUGUAAAUGUGACAUCUGAUCUGGUCACUCUUUGCCCCCCCCCCCAGCCAAUAUCCCUAAACAAUCCCUAUCCACCCCCCACACACACAGAAACACCCCUAUACCUGAAGUCACUCUCCCUCCCCCCAGAAAAACUCUAACUCCCACAACCCCCCUAUCUCUAUCUGCUCUCUCUAAGCCCACGCCCCUCGUUACCUCAGCAACCAGAAAGGAGCAGCUGAGUCUCAUCUGGAACACAUGACAAGCCAAUCUGACACCCUACCCCAUGAUACACCUAGAGCGACCUUUGCCCUUUGACCCCUGAGGUACUUCCCCCGACCCUUCACCCCCCCACCCCACCCCCCACCCCAGAGCUUCACCUGACCAGGACCAAGAGGAGCGCCCGCUGGAAGGACACAACUUGUUUGCUGAGAGGGGCAUGUGGCAUGUCUCCAGAAUGCAAGAACAUAAUAACUUACUCCAAAUCUAACAAAUUAAAUACAAACUAGUUAGAGGAACAGGAACAUGGCACAAUGAAGGAACGUGAAUUGAACAAAGGAAACACUCCUAUUGGUCUGUCGGGUUUGUCUGUCUAAUGUUGAUGAGGUCACUCCAUCUGAGGCCCAGCCUGCACAAUGCCCAGUCAGUGGCUUCUGUUGUGACACAAAAGGACAGAUUGGUUUUAGUGGAGUGGGGUCUGCCCAUCCAUGUUAGACAUACAGUACAGCAAGCCUAGAGGCUGUAUGUCAGGGGAGGGAGAUUCACGUGGUUGAAACUGGGAUCCAGCAUUGGCAGAACAAUAAUCAGCCAGCCAUAAGGUGAUCUGAGAAGAAAGCUGUCUAUAAUAUUGAAAUAUGUCUGCAUUACACCAAAUAUAUUUAAUUUGUAGAAUAGUCUUUACAUAUUUAACAUAAAUAAACGAUGAUGUUUAACAUCGAGUUCCUAAUAAAAUGCUAAUCAAAAUGCUAAUCAUGUUAUGCCAUGUCCACGGUUGCGCUUGGCUUUCUCCUGACCUCCCCUUCACUACCUUAUGGGGUUCUCCUCCCUUCACUACCUUAUGGGGUUCUCCUCCCCUUCACUACCUUAUGGGGUUCUCCUCCCCUUCACUACCUUAUGGGGUUCUCCUCCCCUUCACUACCUUAUGGGGUUCUCCUCCCCUUCACUACCUUAUGGGGUUCUCCUCCCCUUCACUACCUUAUGGGGUUCUCCUCCCCUUCUUCAACCAACCACCGGCCGCUAGAACACAUACUCUCACAGUUUCAAACAUGAUUCUGAAAGUUCUGAAUCUGGGAUAGAAGAUUAUGAUUCUGAAAGGUUCUGAAUCUGGGAUAGCAGAUUCUGAUUCUGGGAUAGAAGAUUUCUGAUUCUGAAAGGUUCUGAUUCUGGGAUAGAAGAUUUCUGAUUCUGAAAGGUUCUGAUUCUGGGAUAGAAGAUUCUGUUUCUGAAAGGUUCUGAUUUAGAUGGGGAGGGUUUCUGUCAGUAUUGUGCAGGUUGGGCCUAAAUGGUAUGGCAUAGUGGAUAUUUUAAAGCCGGACAAAGAGAGCUGAAUUGAAAAGCACCAACUUCUGUCCGUCUCUGUGGCGGAUUUAAUAUGAGCAGAGUAAUAUUCUGGUGCCUCAGAAGGAAUUCAACUCUCUCUCAGACUCAAACCAAACGAUCGAAGAGAGCUGAGAGGAAAGGGCAAAGAUCAUUCUCUUCGUCAUCGUUGUUUGUUCUUCUUCUUCCUUGUUUCAUCUUCUUAGCAGCAUGAAUGAUCAACACAAACAGAGCACUGUGCCUUCACUGUGAGUUUACAGACUCAGAUUCACAGGCCCUGUCCCAUAACACCCUACUCCUUCACCCCUCACUCCCUUCUGUCCCAUAGUCUCUCCCCUCAGUCUCUUCCCUCUCUCCCUACUAUCCCGUAGUCUCUCCCCUCAGUCUCUUCCCUCUCUCCCUACUGUCCCGUAGUCUCUCCCCUCAGUCUCUUCCCUCUCUCCCUACUGUCCCGUAGUCUCUCCCCUCGGUCUCUUCCCUCUCUCCCUACUGUCCCGUAGUCUCUCCCCUCAGUCUCUUCCCUCUCUCCCAACUGUCCCGUAGUCUCUCCCCUCAGUCUCUUCCCUCUCUCCCAACUGUCCCGUAGUCUCUCCCCUCAGUCUCUUCCCUCUCUCCCUACUGUCCCGUAGUCUCUCCCCUCAGUCUCUUCCCUCUCUCCCAACUGUCCCGUAGUCUCUCCCCUCGGUCUCUUCCCUCUCUCCCUACUGUCCCGUAGUCUCUUCCCUCAGUCUCUUCCCUCUCUCCCUACUGUCCCGUAGUCUCUUCCCUCAGUCUCUUCCCUCUCUCCCUAAUGUCCCGUAGUCUCUCCCCUCAGUCUCUCCCCUCAGUCUCUUCCCUCUCUCCCUACUGUCCCGUAGUCUCUUCCCUCAGUCUCUUCCCUCUCUCCCUACUGUCCCGUAGUCUCUCCCCUCAGUCUCUUCCCUCUCUCCCUACUGUUCCGUAGUCUCUCCCCUCAGUCUCUUCCCUCUCUCCCAACUGUCCCGUAGUCUCUCCCCUCAGUCUCUUCCCUCUCUCCCUACUGUCCCGUAGUCUCUCCCCUCAGUCUCUUCCCUCUCUCCCAACUGUCCCGUAGUCUCUCCCCUCAGUCUCUUCCCUCUCUCCCUACUGUCCCGUAGUCUCUCCCCUCAGUCUCUUCCCUCUCUCCCUACUGUCCCGUAGUCUCUUCCCUCAGUCUCUUCCCUCUCUCCCUACUGUCCCGUAGUCUCUCCCCUCAGUCUCUUCCCUCUCUCCCUACUGUCCCGUAGUGUCUUCCCUCAGUCUCUUCCCUCUCUCCCUACUGUCCCGUAGUGUCUUCCCUCAGUCUCUUCCCUCUCUCCCUAAUGUCCCGUAGUCUCUCCCCUCAGUCUCUCUCCUCAGUCUCUCCCCUCAGUCUCUUCCCUCUCUCCCUACUGUCCCGUAGUCUCUUCCCUCUCUCCCUACUGUCCCAUAGUCUCUCCCCUCAGUCUCUCCCCUCAGUCUCUUCCCUCUCUCCCUACUGUCCCGUAGUCUCUUCCCUCAGUCUCUUCCCUCUCUCCCUACUGUCCCGUAGUCUCUUCCCUCAGUCUCUUCCCUCUCUCCCUACUGUCCCGUAGUCUCUUCCCUCAGUCUCUUCCCUCUCUCCCUACUAUCCCGUAGUCUCUCCCCUCAGUCUCUUCCCUCUCUCCCUACUGUCCCGUAGUCUCUUCCCUCAGUCUCUUCCCUCUCUCCCUACUGUCCCGUAGUCUCUUCCCUCAGUCUCUUCCCUCUCUCCCUACUGUCCCGUAGUCUCUCCCCUCAGUCUCUCUCCUCAGUCUCUCCCCUCAGUCUCUUCCCUCUCUCCCUACUGUCCCGUAGUCUCUCCCCUCAGUCUCUCUCCUCAGUCUCUCCCCUCAGUCUCUCCCCUCAGUCUCUUCCCUCUCUCCCUACUGUCCCGUAGUCUCUUCCCUCUCUCCCUACUGUCCCGUAGCACCCUAUUCCCUCAAUCUCUAUCCUUUACUUAUCCAUUCAACUCUCCAUGUUAUUCCCACCCUCUCACUCUCGUUAGGCAUGUCUCCCACCAAAGUACCUCACACUCUCAUCCCAUUUUCUGUCAUGCUGUAAUUGUUCUCAGAGCACAUAAAUGCACUACUACCGUCUCCACUCUGACGACUGUCAGUGUACACUCUAUCUCUGUGUCCUCUCAAAACAAGCAAACAAAUCAUGAGCCAGUUCGGCAAGCCAAACAUCCUGUCUGUGUGAAGUCGAUGGUGGAGACCAGGGGAGAAGGAUUCUCCUACCACGCUGAGGAUCAUGGGUAGUGUAGUUUGCCAGGUUCCUCCCCUUUGUCUCCUGUCUGGUGUGUCUCUGUCGUCUUACAUACAUGCACACCGGGAUGAUGAGGAGGAAGAGGAAGUGAUGACAUUGCUCUCCAGCUCUAUCCACCAUUUUGUGUAUUUAUUAUUAGUGAUGAUCGUUUUGUGGCUCACAAUGUUUAAUGAGGAAAAGUGUUUGUGGAAGAAAACAAUUAGACCAAUAUUUAUGUUGUAAAGAGGAAUAUAUACAUUUUGGGGGUUAUAUAUGCUGCUUUGAUGUUUUUGAUCCUGGGGUGUCAUAGGAUAGUAUGACCAUGAGGUGGCGCAUGACUGGGCAGGCCCAGAGGAAUCUGUAAGGGCAUUGGGCAAUAGUCUGAAGUGGUUUACUCGCAUGUCUGAUAUGAAAGGAGUGGAGACAAGUGGAAACAGCCAUAGCCGUAUUGCUUUCACCUAACCUGCUGUGUUGUUGUGUUAAAGGAGAGGAGACCAGGAGCGGGAUCUAUUCUAGACUAUUGAGAUGCACCUCCUGUCUGUCCCAGAUGUGUUUCCCACUUGGGGGGAAUUUAAAUUAUACAUAUUUUAAGUAUGAAUUAUUCCUUAUUUGAAUGUGCAUUGACUGUGUCAGAGCUAUGCGUUGUUUGUUAUUUUCUCUGUGUGAAAUCAAAGCUUUAAUGUGUCAGGAUUCUGGAAGUGAGUGAAGGGGCUCCGCGAGUUUGUCUGCCUGUUAGACCGUUGACCAGCACCCACACCUAUGACAGCCCCUGACCACUGGAGGGCGCCAAACUCCAGCCCUUCUAUACAGUCUGCUGUGCGGAGGCCCUCUGUUUUCAUACCUGUCCUGCAUUGGUCACAAUGUGACACACACACACACACACAGAUGAAGUCGAAUGAGAGUAUGGCAAUAUCAGAGUGUAUUGUUUGGAUAGCUACAGUCCAACCGCUUAAGAAACAGGUUUAGUCCUACAUUCCACUAGAACUACAUUCCAUUCCAAUAUGUCUCUUGUCAAUCUGUCCCCAGUCAAUCAGUCAAUCAAAUGUAUUUAUAAAGCCCUUUUUACAUCAGCAGAUGUCACAAAGUGAUGUAGAGAAACCCAGACUAAAACUAUAAACAGCAAGCAGUCUCGUCUCACAACUGUGCAGAGUCUGGCGAGUGAGAUUGCUCUGUCCCCAGCAGAAUAAAAUAUGUGGAAACUUGAGAUGAGUAUGAAUAAUGGCCACGUGCUUACUUUACAAGCCAUUACAUCAAUACUGUUGCUUUGCACUGUAACUUUGAUGACGCUAUUUCUAAAGCCUUGUGGGCAGGCGUGUACAGAGAAUAGGCCUACCUAGUACCCACACAUCCCAAUUUCAGUGUUAUCUUUAAGUACUGCUAUCUUAUUCCUGUGACACUGAAUAGAGAGACGUGAGUGUCACAGACUCUCUGAGGUUAUCAGUUUACUCUGGUGAUGUCCAGAGACAACUCCCUAGCUGCUAGGAAGUUGUGUAGAACGCACAGACUAAGGGGUAAGAGGCUAGGAGUUGUUUCUGGACAGGGCACAUGUGUCACAAACCAAUUGUAACGUGUGAGAGGGACAGGGUGUUGGUCAGGUCUUUAACCAGAGGGAGGCGCUGUUUCCCAGCAAAAUCAUCCUGGCUGCUGCCUAACACACCAGUGAACCCUCAUUCCAUAGGACUAAACAUUAUUAUUAUGUCCUACUAACAAACUGUAUCAAAGAAUGUCUGAUUUAUUUAUAAAAUAUAUUGUUGAAAUAUCAAUGCAUUGCUCUUCUAUAGUACUGGGGUACUGGGAUGAUGGAUAACGAAUAAAACUGAUUGAUGAAUGGAAACUUA
This is a messenger RNA of Oncorhynchus kisutch (coho salmon), 7878 nucleotides long. RefSeq names its product long-chain fatty acid transport protein 4. Gene Ontology annotation, biological process: long-chain fatty acid metabolic process; medium-chain fatty acid transport; long-chain fatty acid import into cell. NCBI's taxonomy places the organism in Eukaryota, Metazoa, Chordata, Actinopteri, Salmoniformes, Salmonidae. The record is from RefSeq and is a predicted model, not a curated record. Gene Ontology annotation, molecular function: oleoyl-CoA ligase activity; long-chain fatty acid transmembrane transporter activity. Gene Ontology annotation, cellular component: endoplasmic reticulum membrane; plasma membrane. The coding region runs from base 359 to 2290 and encodes 643 amino acids. The transcript has 13 exons.